CUGAGUGAAGAUAUGUCUACCAUAUUGGGAGAAAGUUAGCUGAAUUUAGUAGAGAAAUUGCCUCAGUCUCAGAAUUUUCUAAUAUUAUGUUAAUAAUUUCAGCGAUAAUUAGAUAAUUAAGACGGUUACAAUUCACAGCCAUUGUUUAGUGAGCUCCUUAAUUUGGUGCGAUCAGGUUUGAGACCUCUGAAUUAAUUGGAAAUUUUUGAUGUUAGGAACCCAGUAUGAAUUUCGGAUCUGAAACUUUUUAUACCUUCUCUUAGUAGUCUUGCUCUUCAAACAGUGAGAUGUCUCCCAAUUUUCAAAAUUGGACUGAUAUUCAUAAAUUUUAUGUAGUUCAAAACAGUUGAAGAGUAAUCGGUCAUAGGCUAGCUGAGAUAUAAAUUCGACUUUGUAUCCCUAAAUCUUGGUUUUUGAUUGCUCAACACUUUCAAAAGUACACUUUUUAUACAUUCAUGAAUCCUGAUUUGAGGAAGUUAAUAAUUAUGACAAUGUUCUGAAGCAACUUCCUUUAUCUUAUUCGUAGACUUAUCCAAAUAUUGAGCACAGCCAAUGCUCAAUUAAUUAAAGCUAAAUUUUGGACUUGUUAAAUAGCAAGAAUAGCCUCCAUGAGUUGGAUUAUAAUAGUGCACUUUUGGCCACCUAUAAUUUUGUUCAGAGUCCUUUAUGAACGGAGAUUUAGAAUAAAGCUACUAUCAGAUUUAUUAGUUUCCAAAUUAUUUAUAAAAUUUUACUAUUGUUAAUACAUUUUAUGGGUAAAAAUUUGCUCAAAGUUUCAUAAUUCUUAAGAAAACUAGUCUUGAGCAGUACUCACACAAAAUAUAGGAACAAAAUAACAACAUGACACUGCCAAAUUACAGGUUUAACAAUCGGAAAUUCUACAAGGACCUCCAAUGGACUGAGAUGAACACCUUCAUUCGUCAGGAAGAUGUUGAACGGAAUGAGAAAAAUGAUAUACUCUGGAAAAAAUUAAUUAAUAACUCGAAGGAAAGACACCCAGAAAACUACUUUGAAACGGUUAAUUCUACUGAUUAUUCAGCCUUCUACAAUCACAAAGAGGGUAAGAGAGGAAAUGACAAAAGAGUUUUUCUCCUGAAGAACGGCAAAAGGAAUAUAUUCAGUCCUUCUCCUUCUUUUCAUGAGGAGGAAGUAGGCCAUUUUGAGAAUUUGCAGUCAGAAAACCCUCAUGAUAUAACACGGAACUUACAAAGAAUGAAGCAGAAAGAGAAUAUUCCCAAAAUGAAUCAACAAGAAUUACCCAACUGCACAAGUCCAAAAAACAACAAAUUAGUAAACAAGACUGUGAUUAGCCCAAAAUUGAGAAACCAGAUUAAGGAGCUGAACAAGCCUAGGAUAUCAAAUUUAGUAGCUCCAUCGAUUUUCGACCGGAGCAAGAUAGCAAAACUUAUGGAGAAAUAUACAUUUAUCAGACCUAGCCUCCAAAGAUACAGAAGCCCUGAUGCUCGGAACAAUACUGCAUAUCAAACUAAUCGAUUAGAGAACCUGAAGAAUAACUUCUUUGACCUUGAGAAGACCAAAAGAGAGCUAUUCCCACCUCAAAAGAAGAAGUAUAGGCCCCGAAAGCCUGCUUUGACAAAUAUGAGACUUCCUGUGAGGCCUAAGAAGAAAAUUUCCGAUGUGAGUGAGCUCCUAAUGGAGUCUCCUUUUAUCAAGAAUACACUAAAGGGGCCUGCAAAAGGAAAUGCUAAAUUCAGCAUCUCAGAUCAAGAGAUUGAGAGAAUUAAGAACCAGAUAUGGAAAAAGAUGAAGCUGAGUAGUCCUAAGAAGCGUGACUUAUAAUUAACUCUACUAAUUAACCUUCUCCCAG
Messenger RNA from Moneuplotes crassus, 1828 nucleotides. The record is from the annotation of a GenBank genome assembly. NCBI's taxonomy places the organism in Eukaryota, Ciliophora, Spirotrichea, Euplotida, Euplotidae.